This is a messenger RNA of Dufourea novaeangliae, 770 nucleotides long. RefSeq names its product NADH dehydrogenase [ubiquinone] iron-sulfur protein 4, mitochondrial (gene ND-18). Gene Ontology annotation, biological process: electron transport chain. The transcript has 3 exons. The record is from RefSeq and is a predicted model, not a curated record. Lineage: Eukaryota; Metazoa; Arthropoda; Insecta; Hymenoptera; Halictidae. Bases 87 to 656 code for a protein of 189 amino acids.
GUGUUGAUCUGGCAAAACCGAGACGAGAAAAUCGGAGCUAGGUCUGUGAUCGUGUUAUUCAUAUUUAGUUAACCUUUACGCGUAAAAUGGCACUUCGUACAUUAUCGUUUUUGCGUACAAAUAGUGAUGUUUUAAAGUGUUGCGGAUUACCGAAAAGAUGUUUUGUGGACUCACGCAAAACAAGCGAAGACGUUGUUCCUACGACUAUACCAGUACGUAAAGAACUUCAAGACUUAUUUCUAAGUAAAGAAGAAAAACUGUACAGAGAGGCUAUGAAAGGUUUGAUUGAGGUACCAGUGAACGAAGAUGUUGGCUUGGUUUCUGGUACACCUGAAGAACACAUAAAAACUCGUCGAGUUCGCAUUUACUGCCCUGCAAAAAGUGCUAUGCAGUGUGGAACAAAUAAUAUACACUUUUGGCAAAUAGAUUUUGAUACACGUGAACGUUGGGAAAAUCCACUCAUGGGAUGGACAUCAAGUGGAGAUCCUAUGUCUAAUCUCAAGGUAGAAUUUGCAACAGAACAGGAAGCCAUUGCACACUGUGAGAAAAUGGGAUGGGACUAUUAUGUUCAACAACCAAAUAAAAAUAAUCCUGAACCUCGCAGUUAUGGUACAAACUUUUCAUGGAAUAAACGUACCAGAGUUUCAACUAAGUGAAGAAAUAGGUUGUUGAAGAAAAAGCAGUAUAGUUCUGUAGAUAGCAAUAUCAUGCAUCAUAUGAUAAGACAACUAUAUGUAUACAUAAUUGUUCUGGUAUGUAAAGUUCCAUAA